AUGUAUGAUGCUUUAUUUGAUAUCCAUAGUGAAGCCUUGUGUGCCAAGGAGUUGUGGGACACCCUUGAGUUGAAGUAUAUCACCGAGGAUGCUUCUAGCAAGAAGUUUCUAGUCAGUGACUUUAACAAUUUUAAGAUGGAUGACUCAAGGUCUGUUACUGAACAAUUCAAUGAACUCCUUGGCAUAUACGGUCGGUUUAAACUGCACCAUAUGAAUAUGUAUGAGUCCAUUGUUGUGUCAACCAUCAUUGACAAACUGCAUCCAUCCUGGAAAGACUUCAAACACAAGUUGAAAAAUCAAAAGGAGGAAUUGUCUUUGGUUCAACUUGCUAGUCACAUUCGUAUUGAAGAAUCGCUUCAUGCGAAGGAAAGUGACAAAUCUGAAAAACUCAAAGGAAAAAUUGAGCCUGGACAACCCUCGGUUCAUAUGGUUGAAAACAAACCAAGGAACCAGAACCACAAAGGACAUGACAUACGUAAGCAGGAACAUGUACCAAGCAACUCCAACAAAAAGAGAAAGGAUUUGGUUUGUUGGAGGUGCAAUCAGGCUGGGCAUUGCAAGCAUGACUGUCGUGUGAAUUUGGGCAAUAAUGGUGCUGGAAACAGUGGAGUCAAUGGGAAAGUGAACGGGUCUUCGGCCCAAGUUAAAGGAGAACCUAAUGAUUCGGUUUCGGUUAACACUGUUAUUGAAUCACAAGAUGCAAUUUUUGAUGAGAUGCGGUUUUCAUCAAUUCAAAGACCUAAGGAUCUGACUUUUGGUGCUCAUAAAGAGCAAAAUUCAGAAAGUCAAGAUGGUGAAAGUAACACAAAAAGAGUGACGCCGGAACCUUUUGAAGAUAAUUGGACUGCAUGUAAGAUGAAUAUUGAUGGAUUUCCUGGAGAAGAUGAAGUUGUGGUCUUAAUCGAUUUGAAGGUUGUCAUGAAUGUGCAGGUCCAAUGCUUGGGAUCGAUUUGCAUUCAUCCGGUGGAUAUGAAGAUGUGGAGGAGUGCCACGUAUACUUGUUUGGGGAUUGGAAAUGUUAGUGUAAUCUGCUCUGAGCACGAGCGACUUGCUCUUCUCAACUUCAAACACAGUAUCCAAGAUCCUUUUGAAAUGUUGUCCUCAUGGGUUGGAAAUGAGUGUUGCAUGUGGGAAGGAAUCCAGUGUGAUGCUGUCACUGGAAAUGUUCAACGCCUUAAACUUAAUGCAGAUUCCUACUACGACUUCUUUACUCGUAAUAAGGUGAGCUCUUCUUUGGCAGAGUUGAGACAUCUCAAAUACCUCGACUUGAGUGGGAAUGGUUUUUUUCUAGGAAGUCAGAUCCCUGAGUUCAUUGGAUCCUUUAAACAGCUGACCUACCUCAAUCUAUUUGAUGCUGGUUUUGAAGGUAUUAUUCCUCCUCAAAUUGGAAAUCUUUCUAAUUUAAAGGUUCUUAAUCUCGGUUCAAACUUUUUAAAGGCGGAUGAAAUUGCAUGGAUUUCUCGCCUUCCGUCACUCGAGCUUCUCGACUUGAGUUCAGUGGAUCUUAGUGGAGCACAAAACUGGGAUCAAACUUUGCUUCACAUGACUCCCUUGUUGAAAGAGUUAAGUUUGUCGAAUUGUCUACUUUCCAAUGUUGACCUUGGUGCUUUUCUUAAUUUGAGUAGAAUACUUCCCAACAUCAAACACCUCGAUCUUGGCUUCAAUUCUUUCGAAGGUCCACUCCCCACCUUUUUUCAAAACAUGACCUCCCUCACAUUCCUCGAUCUUUCCGUCUUUAAUCUUAGUUUGGCAUGGAACUUUCCAGACCUACUAAGCAUGAUCCCUUCUCUAUCAGAGCUGCAUUUGUUUGAUUGUGGGCUUGAUAGGACACAUCUAUCUUCCCCUCGUCUUAAUUUCAGUACACUUUCUAACAUCCAACACCUCGAUCUUAGCUUUAAUCCACUUGGAGGCAUAUUUCUGUCCUUUUUGACUAACAUGAGCUCCCUAAGAGUCCUUGACCUUUCGGAUACCAUGUUGAAUUCAUCCCUUCCUAUUAUGCCUAAACUUCUAGAGCUUCAUCUUUCUUAUAACAAGUUUAAGCAGAUUGAGCAUGUUGGAAUCUGGAGACAGUGCCACCUGCAACAGUUGAGAGUGACAAAUAAUAAAUUUGGUAUGGAAAUGAUUGACUCACCAAAAAACGCAUCAGAAUGCUCCCAGGAUUCUUUGGCGAAUUUAAGAGUUCUUGAUCUAUCGUACAACAGACUGGUUGGUUCAAUCCCUGAAUCUCUGAGUAGAUUAAGAUUUUUAGAUGUGCUAGAUCUAUCUCAAAAUCACUUGACUGGUCCUGUUCCAGAGUUCCCUGGUAACCUUACCAAACUUGACCUUUCUUCUAACCAAUUGACUGGUUCAAUUCCAAAGUCCCUUGGAACAUUAGCAGCUUUAACAGAUUUGAAUCUAAGUUCUAAUUUGUUAAAUGGGUCUAUUCCUCUUUCAAUAGGGAAACUUGCCAAACUCCGUUCUCUCGUUCUCUCUAACAAUUCUUUAGAAGGAGUAGUUACCGAAGCCUAUUUUGCCAACCUUUCCAUGUUGAAGGACUUGGAUGCUUCUUCUAACACUAAGUUGACGUUCAAUGUUUCACGUGGGUGGAUACCUCCAUUCCAAUUAAAAUCUCUUAAUCUCAGUUCUUGCAAUAUCGGUAAUGGAUUCCCACAGUGGCUUCGAAAACAACGGAAGCUUCAAAUCUUAGUGUUGUCAAAUGCUACACUUUCAGGACCUCUGCCCACAUGGUUGCGGAAGAUGCCCAUCAUUCCUGUCUUAGAUCUCUCUCACAACAAAUUCAGUGGACCUCUGACAAACCUUCCCAAUGGUGGAAAUGAUAAAGUGUAUACAUAUUCUCCUGAGCCCGCAUUACUUCUGGAAUAUAACCUUUUCAAUGGGUCGAUUCCAAGGUCAUUGUGCAGAAGAACAUAUUUAGUAGGACUUGAUCUUUCCAAAAAUAUGUUAAGUGGGAAAAUUCCCAACUGUUUGGGGAAUCUGAAGGAUUUGACUAACAUGAUAUUAAGCUCAAAUCGGCUCUCUGGUGUCAUUCCAAGUUCAAUAGCUCUUAAUUCAUCAUUAUUUUGGUUAAGUUUGAAUGACAAUAACUUUAUUGGUGAACUUCCACGAGAAUUGGCAAAUCUACAACUUUUGCAAGUCUUAGAUUUGGGUGAUAAUAAGUUCUCUGGAAAUAUACCAAAAUGGAUUGGAGAAAAAUUUAUAGAUUUGGUAGUUUUGAGGUUACACAAAAACAACUUCACCGGUAGAAUUCGUCGAUCUCUGUGCAAAAUUUCAACUCUUCAAAUUUUGGAUCUUGCAUACAACAAAUUAACAGGGACCAUCCCCCGUUGUGUAGGAAAGUUAAAUGGCAUGGUUGAGAGUCACUCAAUACCUUUGUAUCAUUCCGCUUCCGAUUAUGAUAAGAAUGUGAUUCAGGGCAUGAAAGGUGUUGAUCUUGAAUAUACAACAAUUUGGGGUAUGGUUUAUAACAUGGAUCUUUCAAGCAAUAAGCUUGUGGGAGAAAUACCGGUCGAGCUAACUGCACUUUCUAACAUGGCAGCUUUGCACUUUUUGAGCCAUUUGAAUUUGUCAUACAACAACUUGUCGGGUCAAAUUCCAAUAGGAAAUCAACUGCAAACGCUUAAUGAUCCUUCAAUAUAUGCUGGGAACAAACAUCUAUGUGGGCCUCCAUUGCCAAACACUUGCUCAAAUCAUCAAGAUCCAACAACAACAAGAAGCAAGAAGAAACACAAAGCAACUGAUGAGUGGAUGAAGGUAUGGUUGUUUUACGGGGACAUAAUGAGUGGUUUUGUAACAGGGUUUUGGGGUGUUAUUGGAGUUCUGUUGUUCAAGAAGCAGUGGAGACAGAAGCUUUUCAUGUUUGCUGAGGUAAUGGUAGACAAGAUAUAUGUUGCAGUCAUGCUAAGAGUUUCCAAAAUCAAGAAAGGAAGAGAAGCUGCAUAG
This is a messenger RNA of Lactuca sativa (garden lettuce), 3939 nucleotides long. RefSeq lists its product as uncharacterized. Gene Ontology annotation, molecular function: protein binding; nucleic acid binding; zinc ion binding. NCBI's taxonomy places the organism in Eukaryota, Viridiplantae, Streptophyta, Magnoliopsida, Asterales, Asteraceae. The record is from RefSeq and is a predicted model, not a curated record.